GCUUCAUGUGCCAGUGUUCAACUUUCGGUCUUUCAUUCACCGCAUCGCACCCACUCCACAAUGUCGCUCACCGACAAGAACCUCGAUGGCCAUGUGGCCGAACACAACCAGGCCCAGACCUCAAAGGACGAUACCAAUGCCGCCAUCAGCAAUGAACACAACAUGACGGUUCGCCAGAGCAUCCGCUUCUGGUGGAAGGCUAUUGUCUUCUCCUUCGUCAUCUCGCUUGCUGUCGUUAUGGAAGGUUACGACACGAGUUUGAUGAACAAAUUCUUCGCCUUCGAUCCGUUCAAGAACAGAUUCGGAGACCAGAAAGAUGCCGAUGGCAAUCCGUUGGUGUCCGCAAGGUGGCAAACCAUCAUCCUCAACGGAACCCAGGUUGGAUGCAUUCUCGGUCUCAUCAUCAACGGUUACAUCACCGAGUGGAUCGGUUACAAGAAGACCAUGAUCGUGAGCAUGCUCGCAAUGAUUGGCGCUGUCUUCAUUCCCUUCUUUUCAACCAGCCUCGAAAUGUUCCUCAUCGGUGGCAUCAUUCAAGGCCUGCCUUGGGGCGUUUUCCAAACCCUUGCUAUCUCGUACGCCGCUGAUCUCUGCCCUACCCAUCUCCGUGGUUACAUGACGAGUUGGAUUAACAUGUGUUGGGUCAUUGGAGGUCUUCUCUCCACCGGAAUUCUCACUGGCUUGAUGAAGAACACAACGCAGUGGGGCUAUCGCAUUCCUUUUGCUCUCCAAUGGAUCUGGCCUAUUCCCAUUCUUGUUGCCACUCUGCUUUGUCCAGAAUCCCCGUGGUGGCUUGUUCGCCAGGGACGCGUAGAGGAGGCAAAAGCCGCAAUCGCUUCUCUGACUACCCCCUCUGCUGGCAUUGAGUUUGAUCUCGACUCCCAUAUCGAGAUGAUGGUCGUCACCAAUGCUUUCGAGAAAGAGGUCAGCGCUGGUACAAACUACUGGCAUUUGUUCCGCGGUAGCGAUCUUCACCGCACAGAAAUCAGUGCUAUGGCUUUUGUUACCCAGGCACUAUGCGGUGUUCCCUUCAUGGGAUUCGGUACGCAGUUCAUGCAGGGCACUGGUAUUAGCCAAGACGAUUCUUUCCACCUUACCAUUGGUCAGGACUGCUUGGGCUUGGUUGGCUGCUUCAUCGCAUGGUGGAUCAUGACCCGAUUUGGCCGUCGCUCAAUGUAUCUCAUCGGUCUCUCCGUCAUCUCCUUGAUUCUUCUCAUUGUCGGAUUUAUCGGUCUUGCACCCGAGACCAACAAGAGCGCUAGUAUGGCUGGCGGCAUCCUGAUCAUUCUCAUGAUCUUUAGUUUCCAGCUUUCGAUCGGUCCAAUCUGCUACACCCUCGCUGCCGAAAUCCCCUCCUCUCAACUCCGUGUCAAGACCGUCGCCCUGUCUCGUGCGACCUACAACAGCAUCGUCUUCGUCACCAACACCAUCAUGCCGAAGAUGGUUGGCAAGAAUGAAUGGAACUGGGGUGCUAAGGGCGGUUUCUUCUGGGCUGGCAUUGCUGUGCUCUUCAUCAUCUGGGGUUAUUUCCGCCUACCCGAGUCCCAUGGCUUGACAUACUCUGAGCUUGAUCUGCUGUUCGAACACAAAGUCUCCAGCCGUCAAUUCUCUCGGGAGAAGGCUGAUUUGCUCAAGCCAUCCCUAACGGAAAAGGCGAUGCAGUCGGAGAAGCAGGCUGCUGUUGAAAGGACCGAGUCAACCGCGUGA
Messenger RNA from Periconia digitata, 1707 nucleotides. NCBI's taxonomy places the organism in Eukaryota, Fungi, Ascomycota, Dothideomycetes, Pleosporales, Periconiaceae. The record is from the annotation of a GenBank genome assembly.